Anoplophora glabripennis (Asian longhorned beetle) is the source of this 390-nucleotide messenger RNA. Its product is annotated as protein Wnt-2-like. Gene Ontology annotation, molecular function: cytokine activity; frizzled binding. The transcript has 3 exons. Gene Ontology annotation, cellular component: extracellular region. Lineage: Eukaryota; Metazoa; Arthropoda; Insecta; Coleoptera; Cerambycidae. The record is from RefSeq and is a predicted model, not a curated record. The coding region runs from base 1 to 390 and encodes 129 amino acids. Gene Ontology annotation, biological process: canonical Wnt signaling pathway; cell fate commitment; neuron differentiation.
AUGCGCUCUAGCCGAAUUCGUUGGGGGAGUUUCGCACUUCUGGUGUUGCUUUUUUCUUUGCAGUCCAUCAGGAUAGUAUAUGGUGUGAGUUUAGAGACCGCGUUUUGUUCACUCAUACCUGGACUUACUAGUCGCCAAAGAGAGAUGUGCAGGACAUCACCGGAUGCCAUGGUAGCCGUUGGGGAUGGGAUACGAUUGGCAACCAAUGAAUGCCGAUAUCAAUUUAGACAUCACAGAUGGAAUUGUACGGGGAUCGAAAAUCCGUCGUCUUUUGGUCAUGUAGUCAUAGUGGGGGAUUAUAGAGACAGAAAGAAUCACUAUGAACAGAAACUAUCGCCAAAAAGACCAGAUUUCCAUCCAGGGUUAAAAACAUCAUCCGCAAACCCUUAG